UUUGCCUCCUGCCUGACGCUGACUUCCUUGAGGCUCCCAAACACCCUCAGGACUAUUGGCGACGGCGCCUUCUACCGAUGCACGUCGCUGCAAAACGUGACGAUUCCGGAGUCGGUGACAAGCAUAGGCGACUGGGCAUUCCAGGGCUGUGCGGGUAUCAAAUCGAUCGUCAUCCCCAGCUCUGUUAAAACGAUUGGCGACGGCGCCUUUGCACGCGCGACCGGCCUCGAGUCGGUCAGUAUUGCCUGCUCAGUCACCAGCAUCGGUGGCUGGGCGUUCGCUCGCGCCUCCUCGCUCACCUCCAUCUCCAUUCCGGCGUCUGUGCAGAGUGUGGGAGACUACGCCUUCAAGGGGUGC
Molecule: messenger RNA, 357 nt
Organism: Emiliania huxleyi CCMP1516
Lineage: Eukaryota; Haptophyta; Isochrysidales; Noelaerhabdaceae
Exons: 1
Source: RefSeq, a predicted model, not a curated record